Messenger RNA from Rhopalosiphum maidis (corn leaf aphid), 1765 nucleotides. RefSeq names its product L-2-hydroxyglutarate dehydrogenase, mitochondrial (gene L2HGDH). The transcript has 7 exons. Gene Ontology annotation, molecular function: (S)-2-hydroxyglutarate dehydrogenase activity; (S)-2-hydroxy-acid oxidase activity. The coding region runs from base 217 to 1563 and encodes 448 amino acids. The record is from RefSeq and is a predicted model, not a curated record. Lineage: Eukaryota; Metazoa; Arthropoda; Insecta; Hemiptera; Aphididae.
AGCAAAACAUAAUAUAAAUUAAAACAUUGUUUAUCCUUAUCAAUCAUUAUUUAAUAAUAACAUUUAUAACAAUAAUAUUAUAUAAAAUUAGAUAAUAGUUUAAGUGGUAGAAUAUCAAUAUGCAAAUAUGACUUAUUUAUAUGAUGUAAAUGGAGGGAGUUAGCCAAGUUGGGACUUGACGAUUUAGUAAGAAACAACCAUUAUACCUUAAUCAAAAUGAAGCUAGUCCAAAUUACCACAAUAAAAUUGAGAAAUAUUAAAUUAUUUGCAAGUUCAUAUAAACGUUUAUAUAGUAAAUGUCAAACAAAUAGUUAUGACGUACUUGUUGUGGGAGGAGGUAUUGUUGGAUUCGCUACUGCAAGAGCAUUACUAUCACGCAAUAAACAUUUACAUGUAGGUCUGGUAGAAAAAGAAAAUAGGCCUUCAGUUCAUCAAAGUGGACACAACAGUGGAGUUAUACAUGCAGGUAUUUAUUACAAACCAGGUUCAAUGAGAGCAAAAAUGUGCAUUGAAGGUCUGUAUAAAACUUAUGAAUACUGUGCUAAAAAUAAUAUACCACAUAAAAAAUGUGGAAAACUUAUUGUUGCCACUGACGAGUCCCAGAUAAAAAGUUUAAAUGAUUUAUAUGAGCGGGGAUUAGAAAACGGUACUCCUGACAUUAAGUUGAUAAAUGGAAAUGAUAUUAAGACCAUUGAACCAUAUUGUAAUGGUGUACGAGCAAUUCAUUCACCACAUACAGGAAUUGUAGAUUGGGCAGUAGUGACAAAACAUUAUGCAGCAGACUUUGUAAAUUUAGGAGGCAAAAUAACUUACAAUUUUAAAGUAAAAUCAUUUGAAGAAUGUAAACAUAACAGAGCACUCAGAAUAAUUUCUGAAAAAAAUAAAGAAGUAUUAGCAAAUUAUGUCAUCACGUGUGGUGGGCUGCAAUCAGAUGAAUUAUCAUUGAUGACUGGAUGUCAACCUGAUCCAUACAUAUUACCAAUACGUGGUGAAUAUCUUUUACUUGGCAAAGAAAAAGCACACCUCGUUAAAGGCAAUAUUUAUCCAGUACCUGAUCCCAGUUUACCAUUUCUUGGAGUACAUUUUACUCCAAGAAUGGAUGGCUCUGUUUUUUUGGGUCCAAAUGCAGUUCUGGCUCUAAAACAAGAAGGAUACAGUUGGGAUGAUGUAAGUGUUUCCAACACAAUAAGGCUUUUAAAAUUAGAUGGAGUACAAAAACUAAUGGCAAAACAUAUGAAAUUUGGCAUAAAUGAAACAAUUAAGUCAUUAUUUCCUGCCAUGCAGCUUAAAGAAAUACAAAAGUACAUUCCAGAUAUCAAACAAAAUGAUAUUAAUAAAGGUCCUACGGGUGUUCGAGCUCAACCACUGUGGGCAAAUGGAACAAUGGCAGAAGAUUUGGUGCUAGACAUUGCGUCAAAUGAUCCUUCAGAUUUAGUGAAGCAUAGAAUAAUGCAUUGCCGAAGUGCUCCAUCCCCUUCAGCUACAUCAUCAUUACCAAUUGGGGAAGUCAUUGUUGACAAAAUGUUUGCAAAAUACCCACAUUUAAACCAUAUACCAAGUUAAGUUACCUACUUAUAUCAAUAAUGUAUUUGACACUUGUGUUAUAUUCUAUAAAAUACAUUUGAUUGAUGAUAGUUAGAUUAUUAUAAUAUACUUCAGUUUAUUAGAUAAAAGUGAGGUCUCGUUUAGUACAUUUUUUAAAUAUCAACAUUGAUUUAAGUUUCUUAGAAUAAUCUAACCAAACAGACUAAUUUUUAUAAUUAGA